Fundulus heteroclitus (mummichog) is the source of this 3861-nucleotide messenger RNA. It is a transcript of the gene ctnnal1, whose product is annotated as catenin (cadherin-associated protein), alpha-like 1. Gene Ontology annotation, biological process: Rho protein signal transduction; cell adhesion. Gene Ontology annotation, molecular function: actin filament binding; cadherin binding. The record is from RefSeq and is a predicted model, not a curated record. Lineage: Eukaryota; Metazoa; Chordata; Actinopteri; Cyprinodontiformes; Fundulidae. The transcript has 19 exons. Bases 382 to 2655 code for a protein of 757 amino acids.
GUCCGCUCGCUGCCGUAGCUGAGUAAACUACACGGACAUUAGCGGGCGCAGCGGCGCAACCACCAGCGAGAACGGAGGGGGAUUAAAAGGCAGCGUGCUUGUGCCGAGGACCGCUCCAUUACCGUGUUGUGUGACGGAGAGAGAGAGAGAGAGAGAGAGAGAGAGAGAGAGAGAGAGAGAGAGAGAGAGAGAAAAAGAAAACACAAACAAACUCGGUGUUUAAACCUCGAGUCCGCGGCAGACAGUUUGCAGCUGCUGAAACAGCAGAGAAAAGGAGCGAACUAGGGAGAAGUGUCCGUCCGUGCGUCGUGAUUGAGGGUGAGCGAGCCAAGAGAGAGAGCCGGGGGGAGAAAGAAAGGGGGAAAAAGGAGCUCGGCGGGAAUGGCUUCAUCUCCGUGCGGCAACAGUAACUUUGAUUCCGGUCUGGAGAUCAAGACUCGCUCCGUGGAGCAGACGCUUAUUCCCUUGGUGUCGCAGAUCACCACGCUGAUUAACCACAAGGACAGGCCAAAGAAGUCUGAGCGAACCUUGGCAGCCAUUCACCGCGUGGGUCAGGCUGUGAGCGUGGCAGUGGGGCGCUUUGUCACCGUUGGAGAGGCCAUUGCCUCAGAAAACCAAGAGCUGAAGGAUGAGAUGGGUCAGGCAUGCUUUGAGGCGCGCAGAGCAGGUGACGCUAUAGCCCAGCUGACAGACGUGGGAUCGGCCAUGCAGCCCCAAACAGACGGCCGCGUCACUGUGUUCAGUGACAGGACCGGGAUGGUAAAGGCUGCCCGUCUGCUCCUCUCGUCGGUCACUAAAGUCCUUGUCCUUGCUGAUCGCAUCGUCAUCAAACAGAUAAUCACAUCACGCAACAAGGUUCUUGUAACACUUGACAAACUGGAACGAGUCAGCACCUUCCAGGAGUUCGUGCAGAUUUUCAGCCAGUUUGGCAACGAGAUGGUGGAGUUUGCUCACCUCACAGGAGACAGACAGAACGACUUGAAAGACGAGAAGAAGAAGGCGAGAAUGGCAGCAGCCCGAGCGGUGCUGGAGAAAUGCACCAUGAUGCUCCUCACUGCCUCCAAGACUUGCCUCAGGCACCCGGACUGUGAGUCGGCACGGAUCAACAAAGACGCCGUGUUCCACCGAAUGCGCUGCGCCCUGGAACAGGUCAUCGAGAUAGUCACCGAGGCGCGGAGCUGCGGGGAGAACAAGGUCCUCCCUACGAGUAUCUACAACACCAUCAAAGACUUCAAGUGCAGCGUGGAGUGCCUUCGAGAGAACCUGCACUCCUCGACGCCGCAGAUCGUGGCCGCUGAACUGGAGGCCCUGGUGGAGCGCACCGAGGACUUCACCGAUUCGCCCUACACCAGCCACGAGCAACGGCAGGCCAUCCUCGGCUUGUGCCAGCUGGCCCGCCAGGACACCCAGCAGCUGGUGCACGCCUGGAUCCAGGCGCAGCAGUCUGUCCUUGCCAAAGAAGGCACAGAGGAGCUGGAGGUGGCCAUCCUGAAGACAUGCCAGAGCAUCAGUGACCUGAGACGAGAGCUCCAUAAGGUCGCGGUGGGCCGCGCGUCCGACUUGCUGAAAGCUCACGGCGAGCAUCUGCCCCUGAGGGCCCUCAAAGCCGCAGGCGCCGAAGGGAACCUGGAGGCAGUGGCGGAGUAUUCGCGCACGCUCACCGAGCAGAAGGAGCAGCUGGUGGAGACGUGCCGGCUGUUGUGCCACGUGUCUGGGACGGAGCCAUUAGAGAUUACCUGCAUACAUGCUGAGGAGACCUUUCACGUCAUUGGUCCACAGAUCAUCUCAGCUGCCCAGACACUGGCCCUUCACCCAUCCAGUAAGAUUGCUAAAGAGAACCUGGAGGUGUUCUGUGAGGCCUGGGACUCCCAGCUCUGUGACAUGGCUCUGCUGCUCAAAGAGAUCAAUGACGUCUUUGAAGGAAGACGAGGUGACAAAAGGCCCUAUUUGUCUCUUCCAAGACCUGGGAAACACUCAGCUAAUCUGAAGACUGCCAAGGCUGUCAAGUUGGAUGCAGAGGAGCAGACGAGCAUGGCCAAACUGGGACUGGAGCUCCGUCUGCUCUCGUCAGAUGUGGACUCCGAGGUAGAGAAAUGGGAGGAGCAGGAACACGACAUUGUGCGGCAGAGCCAGAGCCUCGCCAGCAUGGCGUACAACAUGUACCUGUUCACAAGAGGGGAGGGGCUGUUGAAGACGACACUGGAUCUUUUUCAUCAAGCCGAGGUUCUGUCUGAAGAGGGGCUUCAGCUUUGUUCAUCUCUUCGCAAAUUUUCCUCUCAGCUGGUUGAUGAGGAAAAGUCCGUGGUGAUCACAGAAAUGGAGAAACUGGUGGCAUUGUGCCAACAGCUGCAGAUGGGGGCCAAAACUCCCGUACAGGGCAAGACUGCCACCUUCCAGAAGGUGGACUCAAACAUUCAGACAACCAGAAACAUCAUGACUGUGGUGUUCUCUCUCCUCCCUGUUUGUAACAAGCUAAUUAAAAAGUACAAGUCAGAGAGGACGAGCCUCAGUUCCCUGCAGGACUGGGGGGACCGACAGGAUGCGUCCACACCAGUCAAAGAGGAGGGGGCUCUAAGUAGCAAAAACACAAACGGCUUCGGAGUCAAAUCCCUGGAGCAGCACAUGGCCGGCCUCAACCUCCUGGAGAGCAAAUAAUCCAGGAGACCGUCUCCUUUUUUUUUUUUUCCCUCCCAUUGUGGUCAGAUCAACACAUAGCCAACCUUACCUCUGUGAAAUUAUCCCACCAUCCCCUCCAACCACUGCAGGGUGGACCUUGAACUGCGGGGCAAAGAUGGCCGCCUUCGGGUCAGAUACUAGAUUGUGUUUGACAUGCAGGGGACGAAUCUGAAGGCGUGCGAAGAAAGAAACGCAAACCGAAGCUUUUUAUGUCCACUUUAUCUAGCUAUCUGAAGCACUAGUCGACAACACGGAGACAAUCAGCCAACACGCAUCGAGCCUUCAAAUGAAAAAGAUUUGACUCAAAUUUGAUUCACAGGGUUCCUUCCACAUUUAUUUCAAAAUGUCAUACAUUUCCAAACUUAAUACUGUUUUCAGGAUUUUCAUAUAACAUUCUGGAAAUUUCCAGGAAACAUAAAGAGUUAGGUCUUUUCAUUUAAAGCUCCCAAAAUACCAUGCACACCAAAAUGUUGGAAUUGCCCACUAAUUUUCUGUGUGGGAUAAAUCAUGUUGAUUCUUUAUUUGGUAUCUGGACAUCAUCAUACUAAUUUUACUUCAAAAUCUUUAACUCUUGGACUUGUCAAAUACAGACUGACGUGUCCUACACUGAAGCGGAAUAUUUAAAGCACAAUUUGUUUACUUUGGUACCUUGAUUCUGAUGUAAAGUUCAGUGUACUAAAGUCCAAAAAAAAAAUAUUUAGUGGGCCUUCUUCAAUGUUUUGAAUGAGUUUGCAUUCAGUUAAGUCACAAACCAAAAUCAUAAUGACUAAAAUGAUAAAAUCAAGAUGUCAACAAUCUAAUCAAAGAUAAAGCAUGUCAUUGAAAUAUCAAUGUAUAAUCCGCACCAUUUUAAGCAUUACUGAAGUUUUGCCUUAAGAAAAUCUUAGAACAGUAAAGUAGGAAAUCCAAAAAAAAAAAAUUCCCCCCUCGUUCCAUACUUAUCCACACCCCUAAUAUGCUACAAGCAGAUUUUGUCGUUUCCCAGUCCGCGUUGGGACCCUGUUUCAGUCAGGAGAGGACUUCACUUGAUUCUUGGCUCAGCCACAGACCUGUCGUCACUACGUGCCUGUGUGUGCCGAGCCCCGUUGUUUUGUGGUGUGCUGUAAACGUGUUGCACAAGCAUGGUGGUAACAUGUGUAACUGCCAUAACCUCACUUGGACAUGUAUUUUCCAAGCAGAUCACAU